AUGGACGAGGAAGAGUUCUACCUGUUCAAGAACCAGUCGUCGGUGGGGCCCUGGGAUGGGCCCCAGUACCACAUCGCGCCCAUGUGGGCCUUCUACCUGCAGACCAUCUUCAUGGGCUUGGUGUUCGUGGCGGGCACGCCCCUGAACGCCAUCGUCCUCAUCGUCACCAUCAAGUACAAGAAGCUGCGGCAGCCGCUCAACUACAUCCUGGUGAACAUCUCCGUCAGCGGCCUCAUGUGCUGCGUCUUCUGCAUCUUCACCGUCUUCGUGGCCAGCUCCCAGGGAUACUUUGUCUUCGGGAAGCACAUGUGUGCCUUUGAGGGCUUUGCAGGGGCCACCGGAGGGCUGGUGACAGGGUGGUCCUUGGCCUUCCUGGCCUUCGAGCGCUACAUCGUCAUCUGCAAACCCUUCGGCAACUUCCGCUUCAACUCCCGCCACGCGCUGCUGGUCGUGGCGGCCACCUGGAUCAUCGGCGUCGGUGUCGCCAUCCCCCCCUUCUUCGGCUGGAGCAGGUACAUCCCCGAGGGACUGCAGUGCUCCUGCGGCCCUGACUGGUACACGGUGGGCACCAAGUACAAGAGCGAGUACUACACCUGGUUCCUCUUCAUCUUCUGCUUCAUCGUCCCCCUCUCCCUCAUCAUCUUCUCCUACUCCCAGCUGCUCAGCGCCCUGCGGGCCGUGGCGGCGCAGCAGCAGGAGUCGGCCACGACACAGAAGGCCGAGCGGGAGGUGUCGCGCAUGGUCGUGGUCAUGGUGGGGUCCUUCUGCAUGUGCUACGUCCCCUACGCGGCGCUGGCCAUGUACAUGGUGAACAACCGCGAGCACGGCAUCGACCUGCGCCUCGUCACCAUCCCUGCCUUCUUCUCCAAGAGCUCCUGCGUCUACAACCCCAUCAUCUACUGCUUCAUGAACAAACAGUUCCGCGCCUGCAUCAUGGAGACGGUGUGCGGGCGGCCCAUGUCAGACGACUCCGACGUGUCCAGCUCGGCCCAGCGCACCGAGGUUUCCUCUGUGUCCUCCAGCCAGGUCGGCCCCAGCUGAGGGGCUCUGGCACUGCCCCAGCCCCCAGGACCCCCGGCUGCCCCCCAGUUAUCCCCCAGCUGCCCCCACCGUGGGGCCGGCACUGCGCUGGGGGCCGGGGGCCCUGGCCAGCCUAGGAUG
Molecule: messenger RNA, 1161 nt
Organism: Vidua chalybeata
Lineage: Eukaryota; Metazoa; Chordata; Aves; Passeriformes; Viduidae
Gene: OPN1SW
Product: opsin 1, short wave sensitive
Exons: 5
Coding region: 1-1041 (346 amino acids)
Biological process (GO): G protein-coupled receptor signaling pathway; phototransduction; visual perception
Cellular component (GO): membrane; photoreceptor outer segment
Molecular function (GO): G protein-coupled receptor activity
Source: RefSeq, a predicted model, not a curated record